UGAUCAGUCAACUGCUCGGCCCUGUCCCAUUGACAGUGUCGCAAUGCGCUCCUGAUCAUCCGAGGUGUGAGAGAGAAGGGGAAUGAUUUCGUCGUCUUCCCCAAUCCCAUGCCUGUGGUGCGCUUGCCUCUUGGCCCUUUCCUUUGAUCAUGAGCAGCCCAAUUCCAUAUGAUCCCGAAGACGACGACGACGCAUCGGAUUUCAAGCUCGAGAUUCAACAGUCCCAAACCAGCGCCCCCGUACCGGCCCCUCCAUUCGACGGUCCCACUUCGUCCUCGAACCAUCCACCUGCACAACCCUCGAAUGUGACGCGCCGAUCGACCAGGGGCACGCGAGCCCAGGCGCUAGAGGAUUUACAAUCAUCGCUGCCCAGAACAUCCGUGGAGGCAUAUUCCGACGUGCUUGCGAAAACUACCGAAGGCCAUGCGCCUGUUCCUGCGACCAUUGGUGGGGAAAACUACAGGGCCACACAAAACGGAAUCGUGACAUGGACUCCGAAGGAAAAGGAAGUGCUAUAUGCCGUUUUGGAUAGAAAGGGCAAGGAUGGGAUCCAGGAGAUUUCCCGCCAGCUCGGCACCAAAUCGGAGCUGGAGGUUCAGGAGCACUUGAAACUGCUCCAUGCGGGCCUGGAAAGGCAGCACCUCAAGGACCGCCAUACCAGAACGGUCAUUCUGGGUGAUGUCCCCGCGGCGGCCGAGAUCAGCGAGGAAUGCUGCGAUGCGCUCGAUCCCUAUGCCGAGCUAGCUGCAUUGGAGGAGCAGCUGGCGGAGGAUGUCGCCGGGAAACAAAAGCACCAUGACCUAUGGAUAAUAGAUCGCAAAACAGCCGAAGAGCUGGGACGGGAAAUCAAAUCCCAGGGCGCGGAUCCAGGUGCCAACUCAAGCGCACAUCUCACGGCCGAACUACUGAACGUGAAGAAGUGGAUCCGGCUGUCCGAACGCUUUUUCAUGAAUUUCGGGGGUACAAGGCUGGAAGACAAUUGGGCCAAUGUUGCCUUUGCGGGCGAGACCCCAUCCAUGACGGCGGAUGCGUUGGCGGACUUUUACGCCCUGACCGUUAGUUUGACGCGCCGCUUGGUGCAGUCGACUCUCUUCUUCGCCAUGUCCAGGCGGCGGAAUAUGCGACAGACUGGCAACGAAAAGGCGAACGUCGUGAGGUCUCGCGAUGUGCAGACGGCGGUGGACGUGCUUAACAUGCAACGGGGCCACUCCGACUUCUGGGUCGGCCUAGCGCGGAGAUGCAGCCUACGGGUUGAAGAUUCUCGUCACCGAAAGGGGUGGAAGGCGGUGCACAUGGAGCAUGAUGAGGUUGAGGAUAUAUUAUCUGGACAGGUGCCUUUUGAGACGGAGACUGGUGAAAGAAGCGUUUCAAAAGGGAGACCAGCAAGUCGUGCGGAGCAUACAGAUUUCGAGGAUGAAGACUCCGACGAGAUCGAGCCGUCCUCCCCGGUCUCGUCCGUACCCUCUUCGCCGUUGUCAUCUCCGUUGGAAGAAGAGCCAAUGGAUCCCGAGGAUGACCAUGCGGAGCAGGUGGACGAACAGAUGAGUCGCCUCGAGGAAGUGGAUCUCUGGAAGCUCAUUGGGCAGUCGCCACAAGCUCUCGAAGCGCAACUCCAGGCAGAUGAAGCGCGCGGUGCUCACCGGCGGAAGCCGACUGGGGAGCGCAAAACGAUGGGAGACUUGGUUGAUUGGCGCGACAGGACGUUCUAUCGCAACGAGUGGGAGGAAUAUGGACAUGAUAUAGUAAAUCUCUACGAUGAGCUUUCAGAGAACCGACGGAAACGGCAACGUGUCGACAAACAAGCAGAUGAACAGCCGUCAUCGGUGCCGAUUCUUGAGCAUUACUCUCCAGUGCGGACUGCCAGUGUGGGGCACGAGGACGAUGAUCAUGAAAAUGACGACGGCGAGGGAAAUGAUGAUGAAAAUGAUGGUGCGGGAGAUGAUGAGGGAGACGACGAGGAUAUCGAUGAGGAUAUCGAUGAGGGAGAUAAUGAGGAAAACGAUGAGGGAAACGAUGAGGAAAUGGCCAUGGACGAGCCAGCACCAGCGAAACCUGAGAUUGAAGAGGACGACCACGAUGAUGAAACAGACGACGAUGAAGGCGGCGAGGAACACUAUCUGGAUAUGUCAAUGAACGACUCAACACCAGCCAAGUAUGAAGUGGCAGAGACUCCCGAAAAAGACGCAACACCAGAAGAAGAAAGUCCGGUAUCUGCGGUUGCAACCCGCCUAAUUCACGACUUCCAGAACGGCCAUAUAGAACCAACGCAUACACCACGCAGAACAUCCCGAGACACGGGAUCAAGCGUAGUGUCAACCCCAUCCAAGCCCAGAGAAACAGUCAGACGGAGCGCUCGCCUUCGGCAGGCGGCCCAGACAGCACCAGAUGACGAUAUAUCGUCCAGCUCGGACGAUAACCUACCCGAUACACACGAACAUGAUGUGUCGUCCUCGGAAGAAGACGACGAAGGGGGGAUGCCAUUGUAUUCUCAUCCAAUGAGCCCAGCUGAUUCAUCGGAAUGAAUCCGCCCGGUAUGAGAUAUUGAUUUUGGUUACCCGCAUAUAGAUUCUUGUAUAUAUUGGCUUUCGGGAUACCUGCUUGUAUGUUUUGAUUAGAUACCUGGCCGCAUGGCAAUAGACUACCUC
Aspergillus ibericus CBS 121593 is the source of this 2645-nucleotide messenger RNA. RefSeq lists its product as uncharacterized. Bases 150 to 2522 code for a protein of 790 amino acids. The transcript has a single exon. The record is from RefSeq and is a predicted model, not a curated record. Gene Ontology annotation, cellular component: RNA polymerase I upstream activating factor complex. Gene Ontology annotation, biological process: nucleolar large rRNA transcription by RNA polymerase I; transcription initiation at RNA polymerase I promoter. Gene Ontology annotation, molecular function: RNA polymerase I general transcription initiation factor activity; rDNA binding. Lineage: Eukaryota; Fungi; Ascomycota; Eurotiomycetes; Eurotiales; Aspergillaceae.